GUAGAAGAAGAAGAAGAAGAAGAAGAGUCAGGAAGUGUCCGGAGCAGUAGUCAGCAGAGAUUAGCCUGAUUAGCCUCCAGGCUAACUCCGAACUCCUCCUGAUAUGACGUUUCUCCGAUAAAGUGUGAGUUUGAUCUAACUGCUCUUACUGCGCAGACUCAGUCACCCUAAUCCAGCUGUUACUCACGAGCGCGCCGCUGACGCUGCUAACUGUUAGCAUGUAGCUUAGCUUAGCUGGACUUCCGGUCAGCUGUGAGGGUGAGAGUGACGAAGAGGAGGAGGAGGUGAGGAGGAGGACAGGAGGAGAGAGAGAGAGAGGAGGAGGUGAGGACAGGAGAGGAGAAGGUGAGGAGGACAGGAGAGGAGGAGGAGAGAGAGAGAGAGAGGAGGAGGUGAGGAGGAGGAGGAGGAGAAGAGAGAGGAGAGAGAAAGGAGGAGGAGAGAGGAGGAGGAAAAGAGAGAGGAGAGAGAAAGGAGGAGGAGAUAGAGAGAAAGGAGGAGAACAGGUGAGGAGCUCAGGUGAGUCCCUGGACUGACCCUCCAUCAGCUGAUCGUGUGAACAGGUGAGCCUAAGAUGUGAACGACCAAUCAGAGUCAGAGACAGGGAGGUGUGUCUGUGGGACUGUAGUAGGGGAGACCGGGGUAAGUCCACCGCAGGAGACCUCUGUCUUUAUGGGAUGAUAUAUGAUCGGGGGGGGGGUCUGAUUGUCUGAUUACCGAUUAAUCGGCCGAUUUUUAACUUAGUUAUGAAGUUAUAAAAUCUAUCUUUACUGAUCAAUACGGCCCCUCAGACUGGACCCCUAACCUCCACGUGGUCGCCUAUAGAGGGGUCAGGGAUCCAUUUAGGACACGGCCGAGAUCACAGCUGGAGCAGGUGAAGACUGCAGAGGUCACCUGUGACCUAAAUGGAUCUCUAACCCCUAUAUCCACCUUAUUCCGAGCUCCCAUGAGCUCUUGCGUGAAUUGUGGGCGUGACUUCAGGUAUGAGCUGAAAGUGCCGUUUGAUCACCUACAGGAGCAUUUUAGGGACUUUAUUAUUAUCCACCCCACCACUCCCCACCUAAAACCACAUCACUGAUGCACUCCAGGAACCCUGGGAAAUCCUGGUCCAUGAUAACCGCUCCAGCUGCAGUGUCCAACACUCUCCUGAAAUCGUGUCAUUUUAGCUUCAUACUGACGAGUCGUCCAAACGCAGCGUACACAUCAGCUGUUCGGAAAAGGGUCAUACAGCGCCGUGUCCUCUCAUACACAUUCAGUCUUACCUGUUGCUCCCGUGACGCUGCUGUGAUUCGUCUGUGGCGUCUCUCCUCCGGUGGUUUAUCGUAUCCUAACCACUAAGUAGCGUACGGGCGUCCCUCCGUUGCUUUUUGUCCAGGAAUGUUUUUGGUGGUCUCUUUUUAAAUUCAUGUUUUUCAGUCACAUCCUUCUGGGUUCCUCUUGGAUCGGAAGGCGAUGGAAACGGUACCGACUGUCACAUGAACACUGGCUCUUGGUUAGAGGCGCGUGUUGAAGACAUCACUCUCGUAGCAACAUAUUGAGCUUCGUCUGGUUGUUCGUAAAGCCACGAACUGCGCGACAUGUCCCCGAGCUGCGUGAGGACAUGCUGCUGGGCUUGAUCGUGAAAAGCUAACGGGGAACUUCCAAAUCAACCUCAGCGAGAAUCGAACGCCGCCGGCAAACCCCCUUUCCUUACUUCAGGAGCGUCAGCGGAAGUUGCGCCCAUAAUCGGUUCUCCAUUAGCGCCCCCAAGAAUAAGGUGGACAGGCGACUGUAUGGGGGUUAGCGCCAUCUUGAGGGGUGACCAAAACCUGAGUGCUCAAUUCCAGUGCCCCAUAUAGGCGACUCAAAAUGCAAAAUGUAAUGACCAUCCGAUGGUCACUCAUCCUGGUAGUGUCGUAAACCUGCAGUGAUGGAGUUUCACUGCAUUAGUCAGCUGUGGAGUAAAACCUCAUGUGGGGGUUCAGGGUCCGUUUAGGACACAGUCUCCAGGUGUAACCAGCUGAGGAAACAUGAUUGGUCAGUUUGUUUAACCCCGCCCCCUGUGUGCAGGUGUGUGACCUGUGUCGACAUCAGCAGGCGUUGCCGUGGGCGAUGGCUCUGAUCGAAGGCGUUGGAGAUGAGGUGACGCUGCUCUUCGGCUCCCUGCUGCUCCUCCUGGUCCUGCUGCUCGCCUGGAUCUCCACCCGCACCUCCGAGCCGCCGGAACACCUGUUCACCUCCACCACAGGCCCCGCCCCCUCACUGAGAACAGGCCCAACCCACCAGGAAACACCCCUCUCCUCCACCAAUACCUCCUCCUCAUCAUCCUCCCCCCUCAGCUCUGUGAGUGACAGCUCUCUGACAGAGGCUCCGCCCACUAACACCUCCACCCAAGAGGACAAGGAUGAGGGGGGAGGGAGGGGGGAGGAGUCUGGAGGAGGAGGAGGGGGUGACGGGGUGAGGAGCAGAGGAGGAGGAGGAGGAGAAGAAGAAGGAGGAAGAGAGGAGUCUUCAUCAUCUCAGAGGAACAUGGUGGUCCGACUAAAGUUCCUGAACGACACCGAGAGGACGGCGAGGGUGACGCCGCAGGACACGGUGGGCUACAUCAAGAGGUAAUCCUACUGCAGUACUACUGUAAUACUACUGUAAUACUACUGCAGUACUACUCUAAUACUACUAUAAUACUACUAUAUAAAACUGUAAUAACACCCAGAGGUCAGAGUGUCAGUGCGGCGGUCUCUCAUCAUCUUUGUCACCAUUUGAUACGUCAUGAUGUUCUCCUCUGACCUUUGAACCCCUCUCUCUCCCUCCCCCCCCCCAGGACCUACUUUGCGGGUCAGGAGCAGCAGGUCCGUCUCAUCUAUCAGGGUCAGCUGCUGCAGGAUGACGCCCAGACCCUGUCCUCCCUAAACCUGACCCAUAACUGCGUGCUGCACUGUCACAUCUCACAGAACGCCAGCCGGGCGGCGACGGGGGGUCCGCGCCCCGCCGACCAGGUGCAGGUGGCGCUGAAUGUGGGCAGCCUGAUGGUGCCUCUGCUGGUCCUCAUGCUGUCCGUGCUCUGGUACUGUCAGAUCCAGUACCGCCAGUUCUUCACGGCGCCGGCCACCGCCUCGCUGGUCGGAGUCACCAUCUUUCUCAGCCUGGUGGCCUUUGGAGUCUACCGCCGCUAGCUGCUCUCUGAUUGGCUGCUGUUUCUCUCCCUGCCGUGACAUCAGCAGCCAGGGCGGAGCUCCGUGUGACGUCUGACCUCUGUGACCCUCGGGGUGACGGACGCUUCUAGAGUUCAUGUUUGUUUGUUUUUCCGUUGCCAUGGAGACGGCGAGCGUCGAGGAGGACUUUGUUUUAAAUUUUUUUAGAUCCAGUUUGUGUAGAACCUCAUCAUGGUGCCUCUUUACUCUGAGGGAAGUCCUGGUUCUGGACGGGGGGGGUCUGAUCCAGACCAAUGAGAGCGAGCGGGGGGGGGGGGGCAGAGAGAGAGAAAGAGACUGUGGGAGAGCGAGAGAGAGAGAGAGCGAACAGGGCGGUUUAAUGAGAUCUUCUUUCAGAGACAGAAAUUCUAUUAAAUCAUUUAUUUAUCGACUCGUC
This is a messenger RNA of Xyrichtys novacula (pearly razorfish), 3567 nucleotides long. Lineage: Eukaryota; Metazoa; Chordata; Actinopteri; Labriformes; Labridae. The record is from the annotation of a GenBank genome assembly.